Molecule: messenger RNA, 1937 nt
Organism: Corticium candelabrum
Lineage: Eukaryota; Metazoa; Porifera; Homoscleromorpha; Homosclerophorida; Plakinidae
Product: mediator of RNA polymerase II transcription subunit 15-like
Exons: 13
Coding region: 62-1828 (588 amino acids)
Biological process (GO): regulation of DNA-templated transcription
Molecular function (GO): transcription coregulator activity
Source: RefSeq, a predicted model, not a curated record
UUGAAACGCAUCGUCCCCACAUAAAAUUCAACAUCACUCAUAGAUUUCAACGUGAUCGAUAAUGUCGCAUCUUGCUCCGCAUCCUGUGACUCCCGAAAUGCGUCAAGCUCUCGUCCGGAGAUUCGACGAGAUUCUCGGCACAGUUGGUAAUGUGAGCCAUUCUGUCACCGGACAAGCCUUGGAAGUAGAAAUAUUUGGAAGGUCGCAUGCGAAGGACGACUAUGUUUCCACAGCGAACAGAGUGCUAAUGAAGCUGACACAAAGAAGUCAAACUGCUACUUCUGCCAACAGCGGAAUGAGAGUACAAAGUCAAAGAGGUACAGCCAGCCAGCCAACAAUACCAGCAGUGCAGGUGCCUGCAGUUGCUAACCCAUAUGGUCCAACUUCAAACGCUAUUUCAACAUCAGGAAGUGUACCCAACCAACUGAUUCCACAAGCGAGGCAUGUUGAUGUUCCUCUAACGUCUAUAUCAGCCAUACAGCAGUCGGGGUCAGUGCAAGCCUACUCGAUGGGAGCCUCAGAAACAGUUAGAUCAUACCAACAAAGUGUUCAUCCCACACACGUGACGAUAGCAUCACAAUCAAAUUCGACAUUGCCUACAUCUGUGACCAGUUUAGGUCAACCCGAACCGCAGAUGCAUAGUUAUAGAGCAGUGACAUCUGGUUUGCAACCUCCAAUGGCUGGUGGAGCAGUCUCUGUUGCUGCAGCUUCCGUGUCCACCAUCGGUAUGGUGCCACAGUCCAUUGUGCAAUCUGUUCCAGCAUCUACGACAGUGCAAUCCAUGAUAACUAGAGUAGCUCCAGUAGCUAGCGUUCCUGUUCACUCAACUAUGGCAUCGUCUCUUCCUCCGAGUUUUGAUGGUACCAUGGCUAUUGCCCAACCACCUCCACACAUGUCGCAAUCUCAACUACCAUCUACUUCAACUGUGCCGACCACCGGAUCUCUGUCUGUGUCAUCCACAUCGGGUAGUACGACCGAGGAGCAGCUGUAUAUGGAGAAACUUAGUCAACUGUCGAAAUAUAUUAAUCCAGUCAAGAGGAUGUUGGUUCGAAUGAGCCGAGAUAAACGCUCUCCACGAGAGAUACAGAAGUUGAAAAGUCUGUUAGAGAUUCUUGAAAAUCCGCAAAAGAAAGUGCAGAUGAGCGUUCUAGAAACAUGUGAAACUGUGCUUAGCAGAUUGAUUAGUGAGGCAUCAGUACAGUCUCCAACAGUUCACCCUACAACUACUGUUGCAACUACACAGCCAGAAGUUACUGCACCUCCCGCACCACCAGUUAGUCGAGGUGGAGUACAGCUUCUUGUCCCUCUUAUCAAGACAGUUGCAAGACUAUCCGAAUCUCCAACCCUUGCUCACAACAUGCAGAUGGCAUUCAACCCUGCACUGAGGACCAUUGAUGGGCCAGUGAAAAGACAACAUGUUCCAGAUGAACCCUUUCCUGAAGAAAGGCUUCCAAAGAAGAAGCGUACUGAUUCCAGUAGUGGACUGCCCCAGGUGGUUGAAAAGGAGCUUCGACACAUCAAACAAGUUGGCAGGUUUCGUGUAGAAGUUACAUCGUCGAAUGAGUCUCCACUGGCAAUGAUGACAGGGACAACACUAAGUUUUUCAUAUGUUGCUUCCCCUUAUGUUCCUCGAGUUGAGGUGCAGAUUCCUCAUGAUUAUCCCACUCACUGUCCACAGUUGUUACCAAUGAAGUCUUCCAUAGCACAAAACUGGGCAGCUGCAUAUUCCGUAUUGCAAGCACAGUUACGAAACUUGCCCGGACGAUUCACAUUGACACAACUUCUUGGAGCAUGGGACCUGUCAGUUCGAAGUGUCGGACCUCAGUGAUUGAAGAGUGAUCAGAAACUCGUGAUCAGAAACUCUUAUAUUACCGCUGCUAGUAGUAGGUAAUUAAAUUUAAGAAAGCAUACUGCCUUGGAUGGGCGUGUUCGUGUUG